Molecule: messenger RNA, 2255 nt
Organism: Rhipicephalus sanguineus (brown dog tick)
Lineage: Eukaryota; Metazoa; Arthropoda; Arachnida; Ixodida; Ixodidae
Product: tyrosine kinase receptor Cad96Ca
Exons: 10
Coding region: 388-2247 (619 amino acids)
Biological process (GO): positive regulation of kinase activity; cell surface receptor protein tyrosine kinase signaling pathway; protein phosphorylation
Cellular component (GO): signaling receptor complex
Molecular function (GO): transmembrane receptor protein tyrosine kinase activity; ATP binding
Source: RefSeq, a predicted model, not a curated record
GUCGGCCCUCGUCGGCGCCCGGUCUGCCCACGCGACUCCCUCCUCGACACAACGCCGCCGACGCUAGCACAGACGUCGGCGCGAAACGGCAAGGAGUGAGACACACCGCCCGUUACUCCGGAACUCCGCGAGAUGCGGCGCUUGCUAGCUCGAUGUCGUUGCCACCGGGCGAACGGACAGCUGCUCCUCGGAAGGCAGGCGCGAGCCGUAGCCGCGCGAUGAUGGGACCCCGCGUCCGAGUCCCCAGACGCGACCACCCUCGAUGACGGUCCUGCCCGCCUGCUCCGAACGUGUGCACACAAGUGGCCGAGUCUGUGCGUCCUCUGACUACGUGUGUGCGCUGUCUGUGGAGCGCGCAUCCCGCGGCUCUGUGAACUGCACAUACCAAUGAACGCUCGCCUCGCCCACCCAAGAAAUAUGGUGCCCCCUGGGAAAGCGAUUCGCAACUGCUGCUGCUUUGUGGCGAUUCUUUCUGCAAUGACGAUUUUUCCAGUUGUCACGGCCACCUCGAUGCCUCCGCCCAUUGGCACCUUCCAAGCACUACAAGCUCCAGAGAGCGCCGAAGGUGCCAACUCGGUGCCCAGAGAAGUUGCUGACACGAGAGCCAAAACCGAGCGGUUACCGGACACCAGCACCGAGAUCGAGUUGACAAACGCGACCGACACCAGCGUCCGCCUACAUGCCUCCGAGAACGAGCGUCGCAGCAAUUUUUCUAAGAACGCAGCUAUGGAAUCUGCAUCGCCCUCUCGACCGGCAAACGUAGAAGAAGACGAUGCCUCCAUUCUAGACGACGACUCGACACCGAGAUCAGCGGGCCCAAGUUCAUCGGAAGAGUCCCGAAUGGAGGCGCUCAGGGCAAUGGAAUCGGUGACGAUACGACCAGAAGAGCCACUCGUCGAUGCCAAGGAGCAACAACAGAACUUCCCCAAGGAGAACUCGGGCACCUUAGUGGCGCGUGGACCCGAGCCUGACAGGAGCCGGCGUCCGGAGUACGACUUCGACAACCCGACAAGCGGCGGCACCAACGUAUACAUCGUGGCUAUCGUGGGUGUGGUGCCAGCGGCCGGAGCGGUCAUCUGGUGCGUCCGAAAGAUGAUCGCCAAGAAAAGGGAGAACAAAGAAAACCCGGAUGCGCCACCAGCAGACGAGGAUGACAAGCAGACGGUGGCGCAAGAUCCUCCGACCAAGUAUAGCUACAUCCAGGACGCCUACAACAAGAUGUACGCAAAGACCAUCGGAGAGCUAAUGCCUACGAGUUCGGCGCCACCGCAUCCACGUGCCAGCGCUCCGGUGGCCUCGAGUCCGGACGAAGUGCCGCGGGACGACGUGCGGCUGGAGCGCGUGUUGGGCGAGGGAAACUUCGGCCGCGUCUGGAAGGCCACGGCGUACGGGCUCCAAGGCUCCAAGAGGUCCACGCCAGUCGCAGUCAAGACCCUCAAAGAGUACGCGAGCAACGAGGAGAAGAGAGACCUGGUGCGCGAGAUGGGGCUCAUGAGGAAACUGGGCAAGCACCCUCACGUCGUUCGCUUCCUGGGAUGCUGCACACUCGACGAGCCGCCGCUACUCAUCAUGGAGCUGGUUUCGCGGGGCAAGCUGCAGUCAUUCCUGCGCGAACACCGUUCCCAGGGUGCGUACUACAACGAACCCGAGGACGACGGCUGCCUGGGGCCACGAGACCUGGCGCAGUUUGCCCUGCAGGUGGCGCAGGGCAUGGACUACAUCCACAGGAACGGGAUCAUCCACCGUGACCUGGCCGCCCGGAACGUGCUCGUGGACGAGCACAGCCAAUGCAAGGUGGCCGACUUCGGCCUAUCUCGCAGUGUGCGAGAUUCCGAAACGGACGUCUAUCAGCAGAAGUCCAAGGGCGCGCUACCGGUACGGUGGAUGGCCCCGGAGUGUCUGUACCUGCAGGUGUUCACCACAAAGUCCGACGUGUGGGCCUUCGGGAUCCUGCUGUGGGAAAUUGUGACGCUAGGUUCCACGCCGUACCCAGGCCUGAGCGCUCAGGAGGUGAUCCAUGCAGUACGCGACGGCCGCGUAAUGGCGCAGCCGGUGCACUGCCGCUGGGAACUGUACCGGCUCAUGCGUGCCUGCUGGCACCCGGACCCCAAGGAGCGGCCGCCCUUCUCGAAGCUCGCCACCGACCUUGACCAACUCAUAAAGCUGAACGCCGGAUACAUCGACCUAGACAACUUCCCCGAACACGCCUACUACAAUCUCGAAUAUGGCGUGGACGAGAAAUUGUAGAUGCCUCC